Molecule: messenger RNA, 18073 nt
Organism: Pyrgilauda ruficollis (rufous-necked snowfinch)
Lineage: Eukaryota; Metazoa; Chordata; Aves; Passeriformes; Passeridae
Gene: NEB
Product: nebulin
Exons: 134
Coding region: 259-17691 (5810 amino acids)
Biological process (GO): cardiac muscle thin filament assembly
Cellular component (GO): Z disc
Molecular function (GO): actin filament binding
Source: RefSeq, a predicted model, not a curated record
UGUGUGGGCCACACACGUCACCCGGAGCCACCAAAGCCCCUCGCUCUCACCCAGUGCUGCUCAGGAGGGAAGACUGGAGAGCCUUUGCUCCAAAGGAUAUUUACUGGAUGUCGCUGGUCUGAAGAAACAGAGAGAAAAAGCCCACAAGAGCUUAAAAAAAAAACAACCCCAGAGCAUCUCUGUAGGCUGAUGCUGGGAAGACAGAAAUUGCCUCAUUAACCUAAGUGAGUGGGGGAGAGACAGAAGCAAACCCUCAGAAUGGAGGAAGAAGAAUAUGAGGAAGUUGUGGAGUACUACAUUGAGGAGACAAUUAUUGAGGAGGGUGAGCCACACGAGGUGGUCACUGAGAUCACUGAGACCAUCAGCACAGACUACUCAAUCCCUGAGACCACCACAACCACCACCUACACGGCUGAGCACACCCAGCCCUCCGGGGAGGAUGCAGCUCCUCCCAUCAGGAAGAAGACAAUCCGGACAAAAGUGGAUCCAUCCAAGUUUCUGACACCUUACCUGGAACACAGCAAUAAAAUGAAGGACUUAUUCAGUGAGAACAAGUACAAGGAAAAAUUUAGAAAAGAAAAAGGAAAGCCAUAUGCUUCCACAAUCGAUACCCCAGAAAUCCGGAGGAUCAAGAAAGUGCAGGACCAGCUCAGUGAGGUUAAAUACCGCAUGGCUGGGGAAGUUGCCAGAACCAUUUGCCACGUGGAUGAAAAGGCCAUGGAUAUAGAACAUGCAAAGAAAGUGUCACAGCAAGUGAGCAAGGUAUUAUAUAAGCAGAACUGGGAGGAGAAUAAGGACAAGUACCUGCUUCCCCCUGAUGCUCCAGAGCUUGUGAAUGCAAUAAAAAACACAGCAAUGUUCAGCAAGAAACUGUAUACUGAAGACUGGGAUGCAGACAAAACAUUGUUUUAUCCCUACAAUGACAGUCCAGAGCUCAGAAGGGUGGCACAGGCUCAGAAGACUCUGAGUGAUAUUGUCUACAAAAAGGGGCACGAUGAAAGGAAAGCAAAAUUCACCUCCCUGCCAGACCCCCCUGAUGUGGAACAAGCCAAGAAGGUGUCACGGCAGCUGAGUGAUGUUAUUUACCAUGAGGACUAUAAAAACAAAGUCAAAGGCAAGUGGAGUCAGACUCCAUGCUAUGAUGUGGCAGUUGCAAAAAUGAAUGCAGAAAAUCUAAGUAUGAGGAAAUACCAGGAAGACUUUGAAAACAUGAAAGACCAAAUCUACUUCAUGCAGACUGAAACUCCAGAGUAUGAAGCCAACAAACGAGCUUCAGAAAACGUCAGCAAGUUCAAAUACAAAGCAGACUAUGAAAAGAAGAAAGCUAUUGCAGAUUAUAAUGUGCUCCCUGCUACAGAGAACCCAUUGCUGAAGCAAUUAAAAACUGCAGGAAAUAUUCUGAGUGAUAAAUUAUACAAAGAAGCCUAUGAACAGUCCAGAGGAAACAAGAUGAAUUACUGUGAGACACCCAAGUUCCAGACUGAUGCUGCUCUGAAGAACUUUAGUGAUGUUAAAUAUAAAGAUGCAUAUCAGAAGAAUAUUUUGGGGCACUACUUGGGCAGCUUUGAGGACCCACAUCAAAUCCACUGCAUGAAGGUUGAAGCUAUGAAAAGUGAUAAAAAUUACAAAGCAGAUUAUGAGGAGGAAAAGACAAAGUGCUACUUCCCUCAGACCAUAACUCAAGAGUAUGAAGCAAUCAAGAAGUUGGAGCAAUGUAAAGAUUAUACCUACAAAAAGCAUCCUGAUCAAACCAAAUUCACUUCAGUGACUGACUCUCCAGUACAGAAGCAAGCAGAGAUCAACAGCAAACAGCUGAGUGAUAUAUUGUAUAAAUCCAAAGGGGAAGAAAUUAUUCACAAGUACCACCUCCCUCCUGAUGUGCCUCAGUUCAUCCAGGCUAGAGUUAAUGCCUACAACAUCAGUGAUGCUAACUACAAAGCAGACUGGAAGAAAACCCUUGCCAAAGGCUAUGAUCUGAAACCAGAUGCCAUUCCAAUUAUUGCUGCUAAAGCUUCUCGGAAUAUUGCAAGUGAUUACAAGUACAAGGAAUCCUACGAGAAAGACAAAGGCAAACAGGUCGGGUUCCGGAGCCUGCAGGAUGAUCCCAAACUUGUUCACUACAUGAACGUGGCCAAAAUCCAAUCGGAUCGGGAAUACAAGAAGGAUUAUGAAGUCACCAAGACCAAAUAUCACUCUCCUCUGGAUAUGUUCAGCGUGACAGCUGCCAAGAAAGCCCAGGAAGUGGUGACAAACACUGGCUAUAAGCAGCCAAUUCACAAUUACACCCUUCUGCCUGAUUCUGUGAACCUGGAGCUCUCCAAAAAUGUGAUGCAGCUUCAGAGUGAUAAUCUGUACAAAUCUGACUUCAAUAACUGGCUGAGAGGAGUUGGCUGGGUCCCAAUUCAGUCACUGGAUGUAGAAAAGGCCAAGAAAGCCACAGAGAUUCUCAGUGAGAAGAAAUACCGCCAGCAUCCCGACCAGCUCAAGUUCUCCAUCCCCAUGGAUGCCAUGGAACAAGUGCUGGCAAAGCAAAAUGCCAAGACCAUGAACAAGAGGCUGUACACAGAUAAGUGGAACAAAGAGAAGACCAGCAUUCAUGUGAUGCCAGACACCCCAGAAAUCCUGCAGUGCAAAGUGAACCAGAUGACCAUGAGUGAUAAACUUUACAAAGCUGGAUGGGAGGAGGACAAGAAGAAGGGUUAUGACUUGCAGCCAGAUGCAAUUCCCAUAAAAGCAGCCAAGAGCUCCAGGGACAUCGCGAGCGAUUAUAAAUACAAACUGGCCUACGAGAAGGCCAAAGGGAAGCACAUUGGCUUCCGCAGCCUGGAGGACGACCCCAAGCUGGUGCACUUCAUGCAGGUGGCCAAGAUGCAAUCUGACAGAGAGUACAAAAAGGGUUAUGAGAAGGCCAAGACUAACUUCCACACUCCAGUUGACAUGGUCAGUGUGGUGGCAGCUAAGAAAGCUCAGGAAGUGGCUACAAAUGCAAACUACAAGAACUUAAUCCACACCUACAACGUCUUGCCAGAUGCUAUGAGCAUUGAAUUGGCCAAAAACAUGAUGCAGUUACAAAGUGAUAAUCAAUACAAAGCAGAGUAUGAUGAAACUAUGAAGGGUGUUGGGUGGCUCCCACUGGGCUCCCUGGAAGCUGAGAAGAACAAAAAAGCCAUGGAAAUUUUGAGUGAGAAGAAAUAUCGCCAGCAUCCAGACAAGUUGAAGUACUCUGUUCCUAUGGAUUCCAUGAACAUGGUCUUGGCUUUAAAUAAUGCCAAAAUCAUGGAUGAGCACAAAUACAAACAAGCCUGGGAAGAAGACAAAAAGAAAAUUCACAUCACCCCAGAUAUUCCACAGAUUGCUUUAGCAAAAGCAAAUGCAUUCAAUUUAAGUGAAAAAAUGUACAGAUCUUCAUUUGAAGAAACCAGGAAGAAAGGGUAUGAUCUCAGGGCUGAUGCUAUUCCUGUCAAAGCUGCCAAAGCUUCCAGGGAUAUUGCCAGUGAUUAUAAAUACAAAUUAGGGUAUGAACAAGACAAGGGGAAACUUGUCGGCUUCCGCAGCCUCCAGGAUGAUCCCAAACUUGUCCAUUGCAUGCAAGUGGCCAAGAUGCAGUCGGACAGGGAGUACAAGAAGGCCUAUGAGGCGAGCAAGACUCAUUACCAGACACCUUCUGAUGCCCUCAGCGUGGUGGCAGCCAAGGAGGCCCAGGACCGUGUCACCAACACCAACUACAAGCGCCUGAUCCACCAGUACAUGCUGCUGCCAGAUGCAAUGAGUCUGGAGCUGUACAGAAACAUGAAUCAGAUCCAAAGUGAUAAUGAGUACAAGCAGGAUUACAAGGAGUGGUUCAGGGGGAUUGGUUGGAGUCCCAUUGGUUCUCUGGAUGUGGAGAAAUCGAAGAAAGCCACGGAGAUUGCGAGCGAUCGGAAGUACCGCCAGCACCCCAGCAUGUUCCGCUUCACCAAACAGAACGAUGCCAUGGACCUGGUCCUUGCAAAGCAGAAUGCAAAUAUCAUGAACAAACAUGCUUACACCGAAGCCUGGGAGAAGGAUAAAACUCAGGUCCAUGUGAUGCCAGACACACCAGAUAUUCUACAGGCCAAACAGAACAAGACAAACUACAGCCAGAAACUCUACAAGCUUGGCUGGGAGGAAAUGAUAAAGAAAGGCUAUGACCUCACACCUGAAGCCAUGUCAGUGAAAGCUGCCAAAGCUUCAAGGGACAUUGCAAGUGAUUUCAAGUACAAAGAAGGAUACCGCAAGCAGCAGGGACAUCACAUCGGAUUCCGCAGCCUGCAGGAUGACCCCAAGAUGUUGUGGUCCAUGCAAGUAGCUAAAAUGCAGAGUGAGAGGGAGUACAAGAAAGACUUUGAAAAGUGGAAGACCAAGUUUAAUAUGCCUGUGGACAUGCUGGGCUUCCUUCUGGCCAAGAAGUGUCAGGAGCUGGUCAGUGAUGUGGACUACAAACGAAUACUGCACCGCUGGACUUGUCUGCCAGACCAGGUCGAUGUCACCGAGGCAAAGAGGGUCAACGAGCUGCAGAGUGAUAACCUGUAUAAGUCAGAUCUGCAGUGGCUCAGAGGCAUUGGAUGGAGUCCUUUGGGAUCUCUGGAAGCUGAAAAGAACAAGAAAGCUUCUGAAAUACUGAGUGACAAGAAGUACCGGCAGCACCCAGACACAAUUAAGUUCACAAGUAUCCCAGAUGCCAUGGAUGUUGUUUUGGCAAAAUCUAAUGCCAAAAACAGGAGUGAUAUACUCUACAAGGAAGCUUGGAACAAGGACAAGACUAAGGUUCACAUCAUGCCUGAUACACCUGAAAUUUUGUUGGCUAAAUCAAACUUGAUUAACACAAGUGAUAAGCGUUACAAGGUAGGAUAUGAAGAGCUGAAGAAGAAAGGCUACGACCUCCCUCCUGAUGCCAUCCCUCUCCAGGCAGCCAAGGCAUCUCGAGACAUAGCCAGCGAGUACAAAUACAAAACUGCAUACAGAAAACAGCUGGGCCACCACAUUGGGGCCAGGAACAUCGAGGACGACCCCAAGAUGAUGUGGUCAAUGCACGUGGCCAAGAUCCAGAGUGACAGGGAGUACAAGAAAGCCUUUGAGAAGUCCAAGACCAACUUCAGCAGCCCUGUGGACAUGCUGGGAAUUGUGUUGGCCAAGAAAUGCCAGGAGCUGGUGAGCGAUGCUGAUUACCGGCACCCUCUGCACCGCUGGACCUGCCUGCCAGACCAGAACGAUGUUGUCCAUGCCAAGACAGUGUACGACCUUCAGAGUGAUAACGUGUACAAGUCUGACCUGCAGUGGCUGAGGGGCAUUGGCUGGUCCCCACUUGGAUCAUUGGAUGUUGAGAAGAACAAGAGGGCGAGUGAGAUCCUGAGUGACAAGAAGUAUCGUCAGCACCCAGACACCAUCAAAUUCACCAGCCUUCCUGACUCGAUGCCCAUGGUGCUGGCAAAGCACAAUUCCAAAAUCAUGGACCAACGCUCGUACAUCUCAGCCUGGGAGAAGGACAAAACCAGCAUUCACAUCAUGCCAGACACCCCUGGGAUCCUGCUGGCCCAGCAGAACAAAGUGAACUUCAGCGAGAAACUGUACAAGCAGGCGAUGGAGGAGGAGAAGAAGAAGGGCUACGACAUGCGGGCAGAUGCCAUUCCCAUCAAGUCUGCCAAAGCUUCCCGGGACAUCGCCAGUGAUUACAAGUACAAGGAAGGGUAUCGGAAGCAGCUGGGCCACCACAUUGGGGCCAGGAACAUUGAGGACGACCCCAAGAUGAUGUGGUCAAUGCACGUGGCCAAGAUCCAGAGUGACAGGGAGUACAAGAAAGCCUUUGAGAAGUCCAAGACCAACUUCAGCAGCCCUGUGGACAUGCUGGGAGUGGUGUUGGCCAAGAAAUGCCAGGAGCUGGUCAGUGACGUCGACUACCGUCACUACCUCCAUGAAUGGACUUGUCUACCAGACCAGAAUGACGUGAUCCAUGCUAAGCAAGCCUAUGACCUCCAGAGUGAUAACUGCUACAAGUCUGACCUUGAGUGGCUGCGGGGCAUUGGCUGGGUCCCAAUUGGUUCCUUGGAAGUUGAGAAGGCCAAGAAGGCAGGGGAGAUCCUGAGUGAUAAAAUUUACCGCCAGCAUCCGGACACCAUCAAGUUCACCAGCAUCCCAGAUUCUCUACCAAUGGUGUUGGCCAAGCAGAACGCAGACACCAUGAACAAGCGUUUGUACACUGAGGCCUGGGAUAAAGACAAGACACAAAUCCACAUCAUGCCUGACACACCUGAAAUCACACUGGCAAGAGAGAACAAGAAAAACUACAGUCUGAAACAAUACAGACAGGCCAUGGAAGAUUCAAAGAAGAAAGGCUAUGAUUUGAGAGCUGAUGCCAUCCCCAUCCAAGCAGCCAAAGCAUCCAGGCAAAUUGCCAGUGAUUACAAGUACAAGGAAGGGUAUCGGAAGCAGCUGGGCCACCACAUUGGGGCCAGGAACAUCGAGGACGACCCCAAGAUGAUGUGGUCAAUGCACGUGGCCAAGAUCCAGAGUGACAGGGAGUACAAGAAAGCCUUUGAGAAGUCCAAGACCAACUUCAGCAGCCCUGUGGACAUGCUGGGAAUUGUGUUGGCCAAGAAAUGCCAGGAGCUGGUGAGCGAUGCCGAUUACCGGCACCCUCUGCACCGCUGGACCUGCCUGCCAGACCAGAACGAUGUUGUCCAUGCCAAGACAGUGUACGACCUUCAGAGUGAUAACGUGUACAAGUCUGACCUGCAGUGGCUGAGGGGCAUUGGCUGGUCCCCACUUGGAUCAUUGGAUGCUGAGAAGAACAAGAGAGCAAGCGAGAUCUUGAGUGACAAGAAGUAUCGUCAGCACCCAGACACCAUCAAAUUCACCAGCCUUCCUGACUCGAUGCCCAUGGUGCUGGCAAAGCACAACUCCCAAAUCAUGGACCAACGCUCGUACAUCUCAGCCUGGGAGAAGGACAAAACCAGCAUUCACAUCAUGCCAGACACCCCUGGGAUCCUGCUGGCCCAGCAGAACAAAGUGAACUUCAGCGAGAAACUGUACAAGCAGGCGAUGGAGGAGGAGAAGAAGAAGGGCUACGACAUGCGGGCAGAUGCCAUUCCCAUCAAGUCUGCCAAAGCUUCCCGGGACAUCGCCAGUGAUUACAAGUACAAGGAAGGGUAUCGGAAGCAGCUGGGCCACCACAUUGGGGCCAGGAACAUUGAGGACGACCCCAAGAUGAUGUGGUCAAUGCACGUGGCCAAGAUCCAGAGUGACAGGGAGUACAAGAAAGCCUUUGAGAAGUCCAAGACCAACUUCAGCAGCCCUGUGGACAUGCUGGGAGUGGUGUUGGCCAAGAAAUGCCAGGAGCUGGUCAGUGACGUUGACUACCGUCACUACCUCCAUGAGUGGACUUGUCUACCAGACCAGAAUGACGUGAUCCAUGCUAAGCAAGCCUAUGACCUCCAGAGUGAUAACUGCUACAAGUCUGACCUUGAGUGGCUGCGGGGCAUUGGCUGGGUCCCAAUUGGUUCCUUGGAAGUUGAGAAGGCCAAGAAGGCAGGGGAGAUCCUGAGUGAUAAAAUUUACCGCCAGCAUCCGGACACCAUCAAGUUCACCAGCAUCCCAGAUUCUCUCCCAAUGGUGUUGGCCAAGCAGAACGCAGACACCAUGAACAAGCGUUUGUACACUGAGGCCUGGGAUAAAGACAAGACACAAAUCCACAUCAUGCCUGACACACCUGAAAUCACACUGGCAAGAGAGAACAAGAAAAACUACAGUCUGAAACAAUACAGACAGGCCAUGGAAGAUUCAAAGAAGAAAGGCUAUGAUUUGAGAGCUGAUGCCAUCCCCAUCCAAGCAGCCAAAGCAUCCAGGCAAAUUGCCAGUGAUUACAAGUACAAGGAAGGCUAUCGGAAGCAGCUGGGCCACCACAUUGGGGCCAGGAACAUCGAGGACGACCCCAAGAUGAUGUGGUCAAUGCACGUGGCCAAGAUCCAGAGUGACAGGGAGUACAAGAAGGACUUUGAGAAGUCCAAGACAAGGUUCAGCAGCCCCGUGGACAUGCUGGGAAUUGUGUUGGCCAAGAAGUGCCAAGGGCUGGUCAGUGACGUUGACUACCGGCACUACCUGCACCAGUGGAUCUGUCUGCCCGACCAGAACGACGUGAUCCACGCCAAGCAGGCCUAUGACCUCCAGAGUGAUAACUGCUACAAAUCUGACCUGGAAUGGCUGCGGGGCAUUGGCUGGGUCCCUAUUGGUUCCUUGGAAGUUGAGAAAGCCAAGAGAGCAGGAGAGAUCCUGAGUGAUAAAAUUUACCGCCAGCGUCCAGACACCAUCAAGUUCACCAGUGUCACGGAUUCCCUGGAGAUGGUGUUGGCCAAGCAGAACGCAGACACCAUGAACAAGCGUUUGUACACUGAAGCGUGGAACAAAGACAAGACCACGAUUCAUGUCAUGCCUGACACCCCAGAAAUCCUGCUGGCCAAACAGAACCGAGUGAACUACAGUGAGAAAAUGUACAAACUGGCCUUGGAGGAGUCAAAGAAGAAGGGCUAUGAUUUGCGUUUUGAUGCCAUUCCCAUCCAGUCUGCCAAAGCCUCCAGGGAGAUUGCCAGUGAGUACAAGUACAAGGAAGGCUAUCGGAAGCAGCUGGGCCACCACAUUGGGGCCAGGAACAUCGAGGACGACCCCAAGAUGAUGUGGUCAAUGCACGUGGCCAAGAUCCAGAGUGACAGGGAGUACAAGAAGGACUUUGAGAAGUCCAAGACAAGGUUCAGCAGCCCCGUGGACAUGCUGGGAAUUGUGUUGGCCAAGAAGUGCCAAGGGCUGGUCAGUGACGUUGACUACCGUCACUACCUGCACCAGUGGAUCUGUCUGCCCGACCAGAACGACGUGAUCCACGCCAAGCAGGCCUAUGACCUCCAGAGUGAUGCUGUUUACAAAUCAGACCUGGAAUGGUUGAGAGGCAUUGGAUGGGUUCCUAUUGGUUCCUUGGAAGUUGAGAAAGCCAAGAGAGCAGGAGAGAUCCUGAGUGAUAAAAUUUACCGCCAGUGUCCGGACACCAUCAAGUUCACCAGUGUCACGGAUUCCCUGGAGAUGGUGUUGGCCAAGCAGAACGCAGACACCAUGAACAAGCGUUUGUACACUGAAGCGUGGAACAAAGACAAGACCACGAUUCAUGUCAUGCCUGACACCCCAGAAAUCCUGCUGGCCAAACAGAACCGAGUGAACUACAGUGAGAAACAAUAUAAAGGAGCUUGGGACGAGCUGAAGAUGAACUACGAUUUGAGAGCAGAUGCAAUCCCAAUCAAGACAGCCAAGGCUUCUAGAGAGAUUGCCAGUGAUUACAAAUACAAGCUGGAGCACGAGAAGCAGAAAGGACAUUACGUGGGAGUGCCGAACGCAAAGGGAGAUUCCAAAAUCCAGUUUGCCCUGGACGUGGCCAAAGUUCAGAGUGAACGAGAGUACAAGAAGUUCUUUGCCAAGCAGAAGACCCAGUGCCACCUGCCAGUGGACAUGAUGUCCAUCGUGUCAGCCAAGCACGGGCAGGCCCUGGUGAGCGAUGCCGACUACCGGCACUACCUGCACCAGUGGAUCUGCCUCCCCGACCAGAACGAUGUCAUUCAUGCCAGGCAAGCCUACGACCUCCAGAGCGACGCUGUUUAUAAAGCUGAUUUGGAAUGGCUGCGGGGAAUUGGAUGGUUGCCAAAUGAUUCCCUGGGAGUCAAGCAUGUCAAAUAUGCUGGAGAUCUCCUGAGUGAGAGGAAGUACCGCACGAAAGCUGAAACUCUCCCGUUCACUCCCGUGGCUGACAGAGUUGAUUAUGUCACAGCAAAGAAUAGCACUGAAAUCCUCAAUGAUAUUAAAUACCGCAAAGAAUGGAAUGAGGCCAAGACAAAUUAUACUCUCACAGAUACACCACAGCUGGACAUGGCCCGAGAGGCUGCCAGAAUUCUAAAUCAGAAUUUAUACAAGGAGAGCUGGGAGAAAGAAAAAGCCACUGGUUACCUCCUGCCUCCUGACACGGUGCAGAUCUCUCAUGCCAAGCACUCCAGUGAUGUCCAAAGUGAGCUGAAAUACAAAGCUGAGUAUGUCAAGCAGAGAGGUCACUACGUGGGAGUGGCCAAGAUGAGGGAUGACCCCAAGCUGGUGUGGUACGAGCACGCGGGCGAGAUCCAGAACGACAGGCUCUACAAGUCAGACUACAACAAAACCAAGUCCAAAAUCCACAUGCCUUCGGAUGCCAUGGCAGUUGUGGCAGCAAAGGAGUGCCAGAACUUGGUCAGUGAUGUUGAGUAUCGCCAGUACCUGCACCAGUGGACCUGCCACCCUGACCAGAACGACGUGAUCCACGCCCGGCAGGCCUACGACCUGCAGAGUGAUAACAUCUACAAAGCUGAUUUGGAGUGGCUCCGUGGCUGUGGUUGGAUCCCUCUCGAUUCAGUGGAGCAUAAGAAGGUCAAGAAUGCACAAGAACUGAUAAACAAGAGAGCAUACACAAAAGAAGCCCUGGAGAACUUUUCCAAAUACACCAGUGUGGUUGACACUCCUGAGAUCACUUUGGCAAAGAUGAACUCUGUCAAUCAGAGUGAUCUAAAAUACAAAGAAACAUUUAACCAGGAGAAAGGCCAGUACAUUGGGUCUGAUGAUACUCCUGCUCUGCACCACGCCAAAGACAUGGCCUUGCUCCACAGUGAGAAACAUUACAAGAAGGCUUGGGAGCUGAGCAAGCCCAUUGGAUACUCUCUGGAUGAGAAAUACGUUCCACUUGUGGGAGCCAAACAUGCAAACCACAUCAACAGUGAGCUUAAAUAUAAGGAAAUAUAUGAGAAGCUGAAAGGCCAUUACCUGGCUGGGAAGGAUAUUAGUGAUUUCCCCAGUGUCAUUCACUCCCUGGAAUUCCAGAAAAUGAGGAGCGUGCUGGCCUACAGAAAGAACUAUGAAGACACCAAGAAGAAUGUGCAUAUCCCAACUGACAUGAUGAACCACGUCCUGGCCAAGAAGUGCCAGUACAUCCUCAGUGACCUGGAGUACCGCACCUACUUCCAUCAGUGGAGCUGCUCCCCUGAGGAGAACGAUGUCAUUCACGCCAGGAAAGCCCAGGAGAUCCUGAGUGAUUCUGUGUAUAAAGAUGACUUAAACUGGCUGAAGGGACUUGGAUGUUACGUCUGGGAUACUCCACAAAUCCUACAGGCUAAGAAAUCCUAUGACCUGCAGAGCCAGAUAAAAUACACCUCUGCAGGGAAGGAGAACUUCCAGAACUUCAGUGUGGUUACAGACACCCCUGUCUAUGUGACUGCUCUGCAAAGUGCUGCCAAUGCCAGUGACGUGAAAUACAAGGAGGAAUUCCACAAAACUAAGGACAAGUACACAACUGUGACUGACACAGUGGAUUCAGAAAGAGUUCAGAGUUUGAAACACCUCUAUAGUGAUAAUCUCUACAAGAAGGCCUGGGAUAAAGUGAAGGCCACCAGCUAUGCACUGCCCUCAGAUACUGUGGCCUUGGCACGUGCCAAAGAACUGAAGCACAAUGCAAGCAUUGUCAAAUACCGUGAGGAAUAUGACAAGUUCAAAGCCCUGUACACCCUCCCCAGAGGUGUUGAGGAUGAUCCCAACACGGAAAGGUGCCUCAGAGUUGGGAAGCUCAACAUUGAUCGUCUGUACAAAGAGGCCUAUGAGAAGACCAAAGCCAAGGUGCACAUUGUCCCGGACAUGGUGGACAUCAUCUCAGCCAAGGAUGCCCAGAAGAAGAUCAGCGAGGUCGAUUACCGCACGCGGCUCCACGACUGGCUGUGUCUGCCAGACCUGCAGGUCAACACCCACGUGAGAAGAGUCACCGACCAAGUCAGUGAUGUGAUCUACAAGGAUGAUCUGAACUGGCUGAAAGGCAUUGGCUGCUUUGUCUGGGACACUCCUGAAAUCCUCCAUGCCAAGCAAGCCUAUGACCUUCGCAGUGAUAUUAAGUACAAAUCUAAGGCAGAAAAAAUGAAGAAGGACUUCACAGUGGUCACAGACACUCCUGUCUAUGUCCAGAAUGUGAUCAGUGCCUUGAAUUUAAGUGAAGCUGUCUAUCGGGGUGAUUACAAGAAGAAUGUCCAAGGCAAGAUGAUCCCCACUGAUAAAACAGUGGAUCUGGAGCGGGCGUACAAUGCAAACAAAAUACAGAGUGAGAAUUUGUAUCGCUGGGCUGGUGUGAAUGCUCUGCCCACUGGCUACAGCCUUCCCACGGACACUCCCAACUUCCAGCACGCCAAACACGCCCAGCGCAUCGGCAGUAAUCUGAAAUAUAAAGAAGCCUAUGAACACAUGAAAGCCAAGGGCUACACUCUGGGACCUCAAGAUGUUGGCUUUGAAAAUGUGAGGAAAGUCAAUCAAGUCAUUAACGAGAGGCUGUACAGGGCAACCUACCACAAGAACAAGGACAAGAUCCACACCACCCCUGACACGCCCGAAAUCCGCCAAGUCAGAGCCACCCAGGAGGCAGUCAGCGAUCUGAUCUACAAGUCAGAUUUCUUCAAGAUGCAGGGCCACCUGAUCUCCCUGCCCUACACCCCUCACGUGCUGCACUGUCGCUACGUUGGGGACAUCACCAGUGACAUUAAAUACAAAGAGGACCUGAGGUGGCUGAAGGGCUUGGGCUGCUUCCUCUAUGACACUCCUGACAUGGUCCGUGCCCGUGACCUCCGCAAGCUCUGGUCUAAUUAUAUCUAUACAAGUACUGCCAAGAAAAUGUGGCCUAAAGUCCAGGUGGUGUUGGAUACUCCUGGAUACAGAGCAGUGCAGGAACUAAAAACCCAUCUGAGUGAGCUGGUUUACAGAGCUGCAGGCAAUGAGCUGAAGACAAAAUACACUUCCAUCCUUGAUACACCUGACUUCAUAAGAGCCAAGACAGGACAAAAAAUACAGAGCCAGUACUUGUACGUGGAGCUUGCCACGAAGGAGAGACCCCACCAUCAUGCUGAUGGUCAGACUCCAGCCUUUGCACAUGCCAGGAAUGUCAAGGACAUGAUCAGUGAGAAAAAGUACAAAACCCAGUAUGAGAAGAUGAAGGACAAAUACACCCCUGUCCCUGACACCCCAGUGCUGGUCAGAGCCAAGAGAGCUUACCUGAAUGCCAGUGAUCUGCGCUACAAAGAAACCUUUGAGAACACCAAGGGCAAAUACCACACUGUGAAGGAUGCUCUGGACAUUGUCUACCACAGGAAGGUCACUGAUGACAUCAGCAGUGUGAAGUAUAAGGAGAAUUACAUGAGCCAGCUGGGAAUCUGGAGAUCCAUCCCAGACCGGCCCGAGCACUUCCACCACCGCCUGGUCACGGAUGCCAUCAGUGAUGUUAAAUACAAGGAAGACCUGGAAUGGCUCAAAGGCACUGGCUGCUAUGUGUGGGAUACUCCAAGUUUUGUCCUGGCAGAGAAGAAUAAAGUGCUCUACAGUGGGUGUAAGUACAAGGAGAAUUUUGAGAAGACCAAGUCCAAGUUCAAGUACGUGGCUGACUCUCCAAGCAAUGAACAUUUUAAAUAUGCAACUCAGCUGGUGGAUAUGAAAAGCUAUAAAUCCUUUGCCAAGAUGCUCCUGCAGCACGGAUGCAAUGAAAUUCUGAGGCCAGAUAUGCUGACAGCACUCUACAACACAUACCUGUGGAGCCAGAUUCAGUACAAGAAGGACUAUGAGAAGAAGAAAGACAAAUACACCACAGUUCUGGACACUCCAGAGUAUUUACGGACCACGAAGGUCAACAAGCAGAUCAGUGACAUUAUUUACAAGCUGGAGUACAACAAAGCCAAGCCCAAGGGCUACACCACCAUCCAGGACACGCCGAUGCUGCUGCACGUGCGCAAGGUCAAGGACAGGAUCAGUGACCUGAAAUACAAAGAAAUGUAUGAGAGGAGCAAAUCUCGCUGCAACGUCGUGGCAGAUUCAGUUCACAUCAAAACUCCCAGGCACGCCUACAAACUGAACAGCAACCUGGAUUACAAGAAGAAAUACGAAGCAGCCAAAGCCCACUGGCACCUGAUUGCUGACAGGCCUGACUUUGUCCAAGCAGCCAAGUCCUCUCUGCAGCAGAGUGAUUACGAAUACAAACUGGACCGGGAGUUCCUCAAGGGGUGCAAACUCUCUGUCACAGAUGAUAAAAACACAGUGUUGGCCCUCAACAAUGCCAUCCUGGCCAGUGAUAUCAAAUACAAAGAGAAGCACAACAAAGCCCGUGGGACGUACCACGUUGUUCCGGACACUCCUCAGAUCCUGCUGGCUAAGAACGUCAGCUCUCUGGUGUCUGAGAACAAGUACAAAGAGCAGAGCAAGAAGCAGCUGCCCCACGGCUCCUUCACCACCCUGCCCGAGACCAGGGACACUGUCCACGUCAAGGAGGUGACCAAGAACGUCAGCGAGACAAACUACAAGAAGAAGUUUGUGAAGGAGAAAGGCAAAUCCAAUUAUUCUGUCAUGCUGGAGCCUCCUGAGGUGAAACAUGCCAUGGAAGUUGCUAAAAACCAGAGCACAAUUGAAUACAAGAAAGAUGCCAAAUCCAAACUCCACUACACACCUAUAGCAGAUCGACCAGAUAUUAAGAAAGCAACUCAGGCUGCCAAGUUAAUCAGCAAUAUUGAAUACAAGAAGCGUGGAGCAGCAGGUGUGGGUGUGACCAUGCUGGGACGUCCAGACAUUGAGCUGGCCAAGGAGGUGUCCAAACUGACCAGCCAGGUGAAAUACAAGGAGAACUUUGCCAAAGAGCUGGGUAAAAAGCCCAAAUAUGAUUUGAAGGAGGCCAAAAUCUACAAGACCCUGAAGGACGCCCACAACAUGGCCAGCGAGGUGAAGUACAAGGCAGACCUGAAGAAGCUGCACAAGCCCGUGACGGACAUGAAGGAGUCGCUGCUCAUGAACCACGUGCUGAGCACGAGCCAGCUCGCCAGUGCUGUGAAAUACAGAGAAAAGUAUGAGAAGGAAAAAGGGAAACCCAUGUUGGACUUUGAAACUCCCACAUACCUGACUGCAAAGGAAUCUCAGCUCAUGCAGAGCGAGAAAGAAUAUAAGAAGGACUUUGAAGAGUCCAUGAAGGGCAGGAACCUCACUGGCCUGGAGGUCACACCAUCCCUCUUGCAUGUCAAAUACGCCACCAAAAUAGCGAGCGAGAAAGAGUAUAGGAAGGAUCUGGAGGAAGGAGUCAAAGGGAAAGGACUGACAGCCUUAGAGGAGACUCCAGACAUGCUGAGAGCCAAGAAUGCCACUCAGAUCCUGAACGAGAAGGAGUACAAGCGAGCCCUGGAGCAGGAGAUCCGCGGGAAGGGCCUGACCGAGCUGGCGCUGGAGACGCCGGAUUUCGUGCGCGCCAGGAACGCCACCGACAUCGCCAGCCAGAUCAAAUACAAACAAUUGGCAGAAAUGGAGAAAGCCAACUACACCAGUGUUGUUGAUACUCCAGAGAUUAUUCAUGCCCAGCAGGUCAAGAACCUUUCCAGCCAGAAAAAAUACAAGGAAGAUGCAGAGAAGAGCAUGCCCUACUACGUGCCCGUGGCUGACACACCAGAAAUGCAGAGGGUCCGAGAGAAUCAGAAGAACUUUAGCAUGCUUCAGUAUCAGUCAGACCUACAGAACAGUAAAGGAAAAGUCACAGUGGUCCAGGACACCCCAGAAAUCCUGAGGGUGAAGGAAAACCAGAAGAAUUUCAGCUCGAUUUUGUAUAAAGAAGACAUUGGAACUGGAACCACAAUUGAAAAGACCCCAGAGAUGCAGAGAGUUAAACGAACCCAGGAUAAUAUCAGCUCGGUGAAGUACAAGGAGAGCAUUGGCAAAGGAACUCCCAUUCCUGACCUGCCCGAGGUGAAGCGCGUCAAGGAGACCCAGAAGCACAUCAGCUCGGUGUUGUACAAGGAGGAGCUGGGCACAGGCACCCCCACGCCCUUGACCCCAGAGAUGGAGCGGGUCAAACGCAACCAGGAGCAGAUCAGCUCGGUGUUGUACAAGGAGGGUUUAGGGGCUGGCACUGCCACGCCGGUGACGCCGGAGAUGGAGCGGGUCCGACGGAACCAGGAGCACAUCAGCUCGGUGUUGUACAAGGAGGAGCUGGGGACAGGAACCCCCACCCCUGUCACCCCCGAGAUUGAGAGGGUCAAACGCAAUCAAGAACACAUUAGCUCGGUGUUGUACAAGGAGGAGCUGGGGACAGGAACCCCCACCCCUGUCACCCCCGAGAUUGAGAGGGUCAAACGCAAUCAAGAACACAUUAGCUCGGUUCUGUACCGGGAGCAGCUGGGCGCGGGCACCCCCAUCCCGGUCACUCCCGAGCUGGAGCGGGUCAGGCGCAACCAGGAGCACCUGAGCUCGGUGUUGUACAAGGAGAGCGUGGGGACAGGGACCCCCACUCCUGUCACCCCCGAGAUGGAGAGGGUCAAACGCAACCAGGAGAUUUGCAGCUCGGUGUUGUACAAGGAGAACAUAGGCAAAGCCACCCCCACGCCCGUCACCCCCGAGAUGGAGAGAGUCAAGCGCAACCAGGAGAUCAUUAGCUCGGUUUUGUACAAGGAAAAUGUGGGGAAGGUGACCCCGACCCCCAUCACCCCCGAGAUGGAGAGAGUCAAACGCAAUCAAGAGAUCAUUAGCUCGGUGUUGUACAAAGAGAACGUGGGGCAGGCGACCCCCACGCCCGUCACUCCCGAGAUGGAGCGAGUCAAACGCAACCAGGAGCAGAUUAGCUCGGUUGCAUACAGGGAAGGUUUAGGGAAGGCCACUCCCAGCCCGCUCACUCCGGAGAUGGAGAGAGUCAAGCGGAACCAAGAACAAAUCAGCUCGGUGCUGUACAAGGAGCACAUGGCCAAGGGAACCCCGACCCCGCUGACCCCGGAGAUGGAGAGAGCCAAACGCAACCAGGAGAACAUCAGCUCGGUCCUUUACUCUGACAGUUUCCGCAAGCAAGUCCAAGGAAAAGCCGCCUACGUCCUGGACACGCCGGAGAUGCGGCGCGUGCGGGAGACCCAGAAACACAUCUCCACUGUGAAGUACCACGAGGACUUUGAGAAGAGCAAAGGGAGCUUCACGCCCGUGGUGACCGACCCCAUCACGGAGCGCGUGAAGAAGAACAUGCAGGACUUCAGUGACAUCAGCUACAGGGGCAUCCAGAGGAGGGUGGUGGAGAUGGAGCGGAAACGCGUGGACCAGGACCAGGAGAACCUCACAGGGCUCCGGGUGUGGAGAACCAACCCCGGCUCCGUCUUCGACUACGACCCCGCUGAGGACAACAUCCAGUCCCGGAGCCUGCACAUGAUCUCAGUCCAGGCGCAGCGCCGCAGCCGGGAGCACUCGCGCUCCGCCAGCGCCCUGAGCAUCAGCGGCGCGGCCGACGAGAAAUCCGAGCCCUCGGACGGCACCGACCAGCGCCUGUCCUACUACAGCAACGGGGGCUUCUUCACCACCACGGCCACAGUGGGCUACAAGCAGGUCAAGACCAUUGAGUUGCCACAGCAACGCUCGUCCUCGGUGGCCACGCAGCAAACCACGGUGUCCUCGGUGCCUUCCCACCCUUCCACUGCUGGGAAGACGUUCCGGGCCAUGUACGACUACACGGCGGCGGACGCGGACGAGGUGUCCUUCAAGGACGGGGACACCAUUGUCAACGUGCAGGCCAUCGACGAGGGCUGGAUGUAUGGCACCGUGCAGAGAACCGGCAAGACCGGCAUGCUGCCCGCCAACUAUGUGGAGGCCGUGUGAGCCCAGCCUGCCCCGGGCUGGGACAGCUCCCUGGGGCUGGGACAGCUCCCCUGGGAUGGGACACCUCCCCUGGAGAUGGGACACCUUCCCCAGGGAUGGGACACCUUCCCUGGAGAUGGGACACCUUCCCCGGGGAUGGGACACCUUCCCCGGGGAUGGGACACCUUCCCCGGGGAUGGGACACCUUCCCCGGGGAUGGGACACCUUCCCCGGGGAUGGGACACCUUCCCCGGGGAUGGGACACCUUCCCCGGGGAUGGGACACCUUCCCCGGGGAUGGGACACCUUCCCCGGGGAUGGGACACCUUCCCCAGGGCUGGGACACCUUCUCCAGGGAUGGGACACCACCCCCGGGGAUGGGACAGCUCCCCUGGAGAUGGGAC